UGAUUGGAAAGCUGGCCAUAUCCGGUGCCUUAAACAUUGUGUGGAUUUACACCCCAGAGGCAUACCCUACAUUUCUCAGGGCAUACGCAACUGGAACUGGCUCUGCUGUGGCAAGGAUCGGAUCAGCAAUUGCUCCAUAUGUACUUCUUCUCGGAGGUGCGACCAAUAAGAGUGUUCCAAUGAUAUUGUUUGGUGCUGUGUCCGCUUUAGCUUGUGGGGCUACACUUUGGCUACCAGAAACACGUGAUAGUGAUCUGUUAGAAACGAUAGACGAUGCAGAAACGCUAAACUCGCAACAGUACAGAAAGAUGCACUUCAGAGGAUGCUGCAAAAGAACCACAACUCAAUCAAAACCGUUGUAAAUAUUCACAAAUAAAAAAAAAUGCACAACAGAGUAAACCUAGUGUAAUACAUAGCCAUUGGUAAGUAAAACAGCACAUCAAAAAUCUAGAAAAAUCCAAGCAGUGAAAUACCUUAAAAUCACCAUUUAUACCCCCUGGGGAAUUUUUGUAAGAGGUUACUAUGAUAAGCAGUAAUAACUUCUGAUGUAUAACUCCAAUCACAAUAAAAUCUUCAGGGAUCAUACACCUAUAUAUAGUUAGUUGCAGUCACAGCAAGUAUGAUAUUAAUUGGUC
Owenia fusiformis is the source of this 635-nucleotide messenger RNA. Lineage: Eukaryota; Metazoa; Annelida; Polychaeta; Sabellida; Oweniidae. The record is from the annotation of a GenBank genome assembly.